AUGGAACCGAAUCAUCCUGAUGAGCCUGAGGUCCAUGCUUCUCAGCAACCCGAAUCAUCUGUUAGCCCGGCAGAUAGCUUUCUGACACGUCUAUUGAUGGAAAUAGACGCUUCCUCUCCUGUUGCUAGCCACGUUCCUGUACAGCCUCUUGAGCAGGUCGAUCAGUCGUCCACGACUAGUGUUACUUGCGCAAAUGUCCCGGGCACGCCUGUUGGAGCCAUGCACGAAGACAACCUGGGAUCUCAGCUUUUCGAGCAGGUCAAUCAAUCGUCCAUGGUUAGUGUGACUUGCCAAAAUGUCCCUGGGACUCACUCUCCUAUCUCUCGGACUUUCACGAGUCACUCAUUUGAAGCCAUGCACGAAGACAGUCUGGCUCAUCAGAUCCAGCCUCGAAUAUGGACUUCAUUUGCCCCAGGCAUGAGGCAGGCUUUGGCCCCUUCCGUUCAUACGUCUGACGUGAAUCCACUGGCUCCAAUUGACUAUUUCAGCCAUCCCACUACUUUUGUGGAAUUGGCGGUCAGAAGGGAUCUUUCAUCUGAUAUUCAGGGCCUGCGGUCUUCACAGAUGUAUUCGGAUGAACCCUUUCUGGAAGCCCCCAACCCUGUUGUGAAAGCGGAACCUGGAAACGCGCCCUCGUCCAUGUUCGGAUUAUUCGAUCAUGUGAAAUCUACUGCAAAGCCAACUACUCUUGGGCUUACAGAUGUGGACAAUCUUUCGGACAAUGAAAUCCUUUUCCUCUUUGGAGCCUUCAGUCAGAUGUUCAAAUUAAGUCCGCGCUUCGAGUUCAAGCAUGGAGGCAAGCGCGGAAAGAAAAUUGGUCUGAAGCUCACUGUGUUUGGCCACACGGUCUUAUUGCCCCCCACAAGUGAGGUUGCAGAUGAAAUCAGAAUCUUGGGCUGCAAAAAGAUCCUUGCUAAGCUGCGUGGUUAUAACCCCCAGUGGGAGGUCCCUCCCCAGCCCAUUUCUGGACUUCCCUCUUCCCUUGGAUGGAACUGGCCGAAUAUGCUAGAAGAUUUUUGCGCGAAUGAAGGUUGGUCGUUCCCAAUUUACAAGCCCACAAUGUACGGGAAUGAUAACCAGUGGCACUGUGAUGUCUCGAUGAACGGCCACCUGUUCCGCACAUCUUGUCCAUCGGACGGCAAGGAGCAAGCACGAACCACGGCCGCGCACCUUGCGCUGUAUACGCUGCUGGUGAAUUGGAGAACGACUCCUGAGUAUAUUCUACCGGUCAACGACCCGGCUUUCACGUUCGCUAAGGCAAAAUGGUGCAAGGCCAAGAAAAACACCACCGUUUCUACCAUCCCUGCGAAGGUUUCCACCGUCCCUGUGAAGGCUUCUUCGUCGGUGGAUAGCCUAAUGAGUGACCUAGAGGAAGCCUUUAUCGCGCGGAACGAGCGUACCCAGGGUGUCAGAUCAUCUAAGGGAAUUAAAAUGCGCGGUAAGAUGAUCAAAGAGGGCCCCAAACCUGCAGCCGCGAUCCCGCCCAAGGCUCCGAAGGCUAUGGCUAGGAAGGCCAAGGCUGCGAAAGCUAGGGCUGCGAAGGUUUCAGCUCUGGAAGAUGCCAAUUCCAAUUCGGUUCCUUUAGCCAAUUGCCGCGUGGCCCCUCGAAUGGUGAAGCCGGAGGUUGUCGAGAUUCCUCUGAAACUGCUUAAAGACAUGGAGCAUGAAGUGGCUACACUGAGUGGGAGCUCAUCUUACGCCACAGUUCUGUCCCACAUGUGUCUUCCACUGGGUGUCAACCCUCCCGACAUCCGUUUCGAACCGGAUCCCGAGAGUCUCGUCCCCAGGAAAUACAUACUUCGUGCCUGGUUUGACCUCAGUCACCCCUACCUGUACCGUGCUAGCCCAAUCAUGCUGGCCAGGAUCGGGAAGACCGAUGAGAAGGAGGCUCGCUUGAUUGGCGUCAAGCAGGCAAUCCUUUACCUUCUCGACAUGGUUCAGGAAGAUUCUGGGAUCAAUAUUUUGGACCCAGUCUAUGAGGUCUCGUUUCCGACGCUGAAGGCGUUGGAAAUUGAGGUCAAGAACAGCUUCGCGCGGCGUGCACCGCCCUAUGCAGGGUUGUGA
Molecule: messenger RNA, 2064 nt
Organism: Penicillium odoratum
Lineage: Eukaryota; Fungi; Ascomycota; Eurotiomycetes; Eurotiales; Aspergillaceae
Exons: 4
Coding region: 1-2064 (687 amino acids)
Source: RefSeq, a predicted model, not a curated record